AUGGAAAACAAUGUAGACAACACAGUGACAGAAAUGGUUCAACCAAGUCAAAAAACAAUAAAUGUUGUUCCGAAAUUGUCGAGAUUGGCGACAGAGAAGAUUGCUCAACUUGUUGAGACCGGUUGGUUUUUCCCUAUAUUUUUCUAGCCUGAUGAAUAUCAUUUUCAGAUAAUCUUCCAACUUUUCAUCAUCCAUUACUCGCUUCAUACAGCAAUGAAAUUUUCGAAAUUUUGCGAGAAAAUAAGAAGCUGUGCGAACGCACAUUAAAAAUAAUGGACAGGUCACGAUUUCAGAUCAAUAAAGUGAGUUUAAAAUAUUCUCAGAGCUUUUUAAAAACAUAUAAUUAUUUAGAUUGAUCUGAUGGGAAACAAAGUUUGCCAAGAUGACCUUAUUCAUUGCGCACAACACAAUUUGAAAGCUUUUCGACUUGGUGAUAUCGAGUAUUUACCCAGUAAGUAAAACACUUCAAAACAAGUGGAGAAAUAGAUCAAAGUAUAACGAUUAUUAUUAAUUUUAGAUACUAAUAAAAUUCAAAUUUCCGAUGUUUUAUCGAAGGCUUUGAAUGAUGAUACACGAAAAUAUCUGAAACAUUUGGAUUUGAGCGGUCGGAAUCGGAUAUCCUCGAAUUGGCCUGGAUAUGUAAGCUUUUUAGAGUUUCUUAUUUUUCAACAUUAUUAUUUUUUUUAAGGUUUCACGACAAUUUCCGAAUCUCGAAAGUUUAUCAUUUGCAAACAGAAGUACAGCAAACGACACUCUUUCAAUGGUUUGUUUAAUAUGAGCAAUUAUCAAAAUAUAUAUUUUUGUUCUUCAGAUUGGUGCAAAUCUCAAAAAUCUACGAUAUCUUGAUAUUUCGAAUACCUACGUAACUGAUAUUUCAUGUCUUUCCGAAAUGAAAAAUUUGGAAGUUCUUAUUAUGUAUAAUUUGAACAUAUUGAAAGGAGAUGUUACUGAAACAUUGUCGAAUUUGACCAAAUUGCGAGUUUUGGAUAUUUCGAGAAAAGUCAAUAGCGAUUAUCUACAAGAAACGUGAGUUUUAUUUUAUCUGAGCUCAAAAAUUAUCGUUUUUUUUUGUAGUUCACAAGAUGCUCAUUUGGAUGUUGCUCUUGGCAUUUUCAAUCGUUCGGUAAAAGCAAUUGAAAGCGGAACUGAAACACCGUGGGCUGAAUUAAGAGCAAUUGAUAUGUCUGGAUUGAGUAUUGUUCAAUUUGGAACAGAUCGAGCACUUGAAUUUGUCAGAAAAAUAAUUGAAGCUCAUCCAAGACUUCAACAAAUUGCUCUUUUGGCAACUCCACUUGAUUCACAAACUGUUGAAAUCGCUGAUAGAAAUUUGAAAGUUAUAAAUGCGUCAUGUCGUAAAUCGGUACUUUUUGCAUUAUCUCAUUAUGCUAAUUUGGAUCGACCUGCAUUUACUGCACAUGCAUUGCAUUCUGUUUAUUAUUUACUUCAAUCGGGUUAUGAUAAAUUCACACAAGAUGAACUUGGAGAAUGUGUUCGAUUAGUUUGUCUUUCAAUGCAAAGAUAUUUAACAACAUUGGCUGUUCAAAUUGCAGGAAGUGCUUGUCUUUAUCAUCUUUGCAAGUGAGUUUUUGUUAUUGUUUUGAAAUAAGUUUCAAAUUCAAGCGUGGAAGUAUUUUUUUUUAAUAUUGCUGACAAAAAACCCCAAACUCACGGUCUUAAAUUAUGCCAGAUUCCAAAUUUUUAAAAUUAGAAGUGCCCAAAUGCAAUUUUUUAUCAUUUAAAAAAUUCCACGUGAUAGUUCACGUAUUUAUAUUUUUUUUAAAUGGAAAUUUUUUUUUGCAGAAUGAAGCGGAUAAAACGAUUAUCAGUGAAAGAUGUUUGCAAUUGUAUCGAACGUUCUUUGGAUGCUGCUGAAUUUUAUAAAUCAAUGACACAACUCCAGAAAAAUGUUUGGCUGACAAUUUGCAACGAUUAUUUGUUGCAUUUGGAUGGUGUUGAUUUUUAUAGAACUUGCAAAGUUGCAUUAGAUACAAUGUUGUCGAAUCGCGAUUUGAGUGUUGAGAGGUAAUUUUCAAAAAUAAUUGUAUAGUUCUAAUUAAUGAAAAUAUAUAAUUUUAGAAUGACAAUUGCAAUUGUUUCAAUAGUAACUCCAAAAAUGCGUCCACGCGAAGCCAAAUCAUUGACUGCUGAUGAUCGAUAUGUUCGACAUUUAGUCAAAAUUAUGCAUGAUUAUCUUGAAAAUCAUUAUCGCGAGGCAAGAAAUAUUGGACCACCAUUGGCAAAUGAAAGAGAUAAUGAUAAUACUUUGUAUACUUUGAAGUUUACAUUGAGUGCAUUGUGGAAUCUGACCGAUGAAUGUUAUGAUACUUGUCAUGCAUUUUUGAAAGCUGACGGAAUUCGAAUUGCUUUUCAAAUUUUGGAUAUUUUCUCAACUCAUGGAAAUGUUCAAACUAAAGUUUUGGGAAUUUUGGUUGGUUUUUUCUUCUUUUUUUCAACUGAAAUAUUGAAUUUUUCAGAAUAACGUUGUCGAAAUUGAAGCAAUCAAUUUAUCGCAUUUCCGAGAUCCACAUUAUAUCGAAAUCCUGUUGUAAGUUUUUUAUAAUUCUUCUUAAACUUCAUUUCAUUUUUGAAAACGUUGAUCAAAAUGAGUUUUUUUCCAGAGAUUGUUUGGAUGGCGAUUAUUCGGAAAGAGAUGCAAAAGGACGAUAUCGUGAUGUUGAAAGAUCAUAUUUCGCUGCUGGAGUUCUUGCAAAUCUUCUUGUCGAUUCAAUUGCUUGGCCUACUUGCGAAACCCGUGAACAUGUCUGUGAAAAGCUGAUCGAAUCAAUUUCACUUUGGCCAGAAUUACCAUCUGCAAUGGUUUCGUACAGGUUUGUUUUCAAAAUUAGUGUUUCAUUCCUUAAUUUCAAUAAUUUUUCAGAUCAUUCAAUCCAUUUUGUCGAAUUGUUGAAAGUUCGAAUUCAAGUGGAGCUGUAAUGUGGUGUCUUUGGGGAGUUUAUCAUGUUUUAACUCAUCGCUUAACAAAUGAUGCACCGCAUUGUGAGAAAGGGUUAGUCUUAAAAUUUCGAAUCUCAUUUUUGCUGUUAAACAAUAAUUGUUUUUCAGAUAUAUUCAAAUGUUGAAACAGUCAAAAAUGUGGGAAAUGUGUCAAAAAUUGGCUCGAUAUGUGAAUUCGAAUUUCGAUUUACGAGUUGUUCAAUUAUCUCAAAAAAUCGUGGAUAUUGUUGAGCAUUCUUCAUAA
Caenorhabditis angaria is the source of this 3199-nucleotide messenger RNA. NCBI's taxonomy places the organism in Eukaryota, Metazoa, Nematoda, Chromadorea, Rhabditida, Rhabditidae. The record is from the annotation of a GenBank genome assembly.